Molecule: messenger RNA, 969 nt
Organism: Paramecium sonneborni
Lineage: Eukaryota; Ciliophora; Oligohymenophorea; Peniculida; Parameciidae
Source: the annotation of a GenBank genome assembly
AUGAAACUUUAAUCUCAAGAUUUUAGGUUUCUAGACUCUAACAAAUUCUAAAGCAUACCAUAAUUGUAAGUAAUAAUAUUCCUAAAUCUAUAUAGAUUCUAGUUAUAGGAGAUGGAUCUACGGGAAAAACAUCACUUCUUAAUAUACUCACUUAUAGAAAAUACCCAGUCUAACUUAAAUCCUUCUAAUCCAAAAUACCUAUUAAAACAUAAGGAUGUGAUAUUAAAAUUGCUUUGAGGAAUCUAUCCAAUUCAAAAGUUCUUCUUAAAAUGAUUGAUCUUUCUGGAGAUAAAUCAUAACGAUAAUAUCUAGAUAUUUAUAUUUCUAGACUCAAAUUAGAUGCUAUUAUAUUUUGUUUUGAUCUUACCAAUCUUAAAACAUUGACUAAUUUCUCUAAAUGGAUUAGACAGCUUACUUUAAAGGAUACUAUCUUUCAUGAAAUUGAUGAAUACCUAGACACAGAUAGAAGUGAUUUCUCUACGCAAAAUACAACACUUAUUCAUGAUGAUUAAACUUAUCUUAUCAAUAAUCAUGAUUACAAAAGAAUAUCUAUUGAAAAAAUACUCUAAACACCUUUCAUUUUUAUUGGUUGUAAACUUGAUCUCAUUCCUUCUGAAAAUCAUCGCAAGUUGGCAUCAUAAGUUUAUAAUAAAGUAAUUGUAUCUCUAAUUAAUUUAGAUUCAAUAAUUUUAUAAAUAACCUAAUUAAGUAAUCUUAUUAAGUAGUAUUUAUCCAUCAUUAUAUUCUGAUCAAUUUAAUCUGUUAGAAAGUUUUAUUACUAGGGUAUAUUAAAGAGAUCAUAUUGAAGAUUUCUUUAUUAGAAAUUUCAUAUAAUCCAAAUCUACAUCAACAGAUGAGUCUUUUUGGAUAAACACUUUCUAAACUUAACUUCGAAAUAAUAAACAAUUGCUGUGCAUUUAUAUUAAACAUUUUUGUAAGAAAUUACUACUUCUAAAAAUGAAAAGAUGA